UGAUGGCGGACUAGUGAAUACGGAACGUACCGCAGUUUAUAUCUUCCGAGUGGCUUGAGUUGCGAGCUUAGAUAGAUUCUGGGGAUCACUACUGUAAAAAAAAAACUGACAUCAACAUUUAGUGAAAUUCGUUAUUUAUCUUGGGAGAAGGAUUCGUUUUACUUUAUUCUUAAACGCGCGACCAGUGCCAUCAACCGAGAUUUCGGAGGUUCUCCAGAUUGAGCGACGUUUCCCGCAUGAGCCGCAUCAUUCUGGGAGGGGACUCUCUGGGUUGCUGGUUCCAGGAAGAACAAUCGGAGAGUGCCGGAAUUGGACUUUUGACGUUGCAAGUCACCGAAAACCUGAUUAAGGAGGUGCGCUGGCAGAGCGGGGAUGAGCGCACAAGAGGUUCCCAUUGCGGGGGCGGAGCCGGCAGCUGUGACGGGCGGGCAGCCCGGCCCCGCCCCCUCCCCGGUGUUGAAUCCGCAGCAGGGCUCCAGUAACGGGGAGGAGCCAGAGAGCAGCUCGCCGGCCGAGAUCUGUGUCAUCAUCGGAGAGUCGCACAACGCCCAGACCCCAGGGUCAUACGUUUGCGGGAUCUGCGGUAAAAAGUAUAAGUACUACAACUGCUUUCAAACCCAUGUCAGAGGACACAGAGAGUCCGAUGGCGGUACAGGAGAGGGAGGGUCCCAGACAACCAACAAUAACUUCCGCUACACCUGUGACAUCUGUGGGAAGAAGUACAAGUACUACAGCUGCUUCCAGGAGCAUCGCGAUCUUCACGCAGUCGACGACCCCUACGACCAGGUGGUCAUUCCUGUUGAAGACAUUAAAGAUGACGAGUCGGGGGAGACCUUUCUGAAAAUCGGGCCGAGGACGGGGUUGUACAUCUGUGAGUUCUGUGGAAAACAGUACAAGUACUUCAACCCCUACCAGGAGCAUGUGGCCCUGCACACCCCCUUAAGUUACUCUGUUGAGAUGCAGUCCCCUGGAGCUCAACAGCGCUUGAAGGACACCAGGAAGCAGGGAAACGUCAAGUCGGACCAAAUAGAGAGCCUUUUCAGCCGUAAGAUGGAGAAGAAACUGCAAAGCAGCCUGGGAGAGACCAACAGCUCACAGAACUCCAGCGGUACCAUGUGCCCCCUGGUCUCUAGCUCCUUCUCUCCACUGCGGACGGAAAACGAAAACCACACCCCAGUGGGGACCCCCAAGUCCUCCCCCGCCCCUGCAGCCCAGGACCAGCCGUGGAAGAGGAACAGCACCUCAAACCAGAGCGGGGGCCUCCCGGAGAAGGACCGGCAGCAGCUGGCUGAGCGCUGGCUGAGGGUGAUGUGCUCAGACCUGGGCUCGGCGAGCACUCUGUGCGGGGACGACUUCCUCAGGCUGGCCCAGACCCUGGUGGACACGGGGGCCCGGCACGGAGCCUACCCGCUGCAGGAGGCCCUGGGCGGGGCCCCCAGUGCCCUGGCCCUGCGCCAGCUCCCCCGCAUGUACAACCAGACCAAGGUGAAGGUGACCUGCGCCCUGGGGGCCAGCUCGGCCCCGGGCAUCGCCCUGGCCUGCCACGCCCACACGGCGGGCCCCCGGCCCUGCUUCGUGCUCUGGGCGCACCAGGCCGAGGGCCCCCGGCUGCGGAGGUACGUCCUGGGGGUGCGGGAGCUGGCCCCCGGGGGCGAGGACGGGGACGGCGAGCUGCAGGCCUGGGCGCAGAACGUCCUGUCGGAGUUUGUGAUGCCGGAGGUGCGCGCCGCGUACGUGACCGAGCCCCGGCGGCCCUGGGGAGGCCCGUGCGGGGGCCGGGCGGGGGGCCCCAGCCUCAGCUGCACGGGAUGUUCCCUGGGGGCCGUGGCCCAGGCCGUCCUGGGCAGGAAGAGCCUGCAGAUGAGAGGGCUUCAGGAGGUGGCUGACCUGCUGGACUCCUGCCGACACGUCGCCGCUGUUACCGGGCUCCCCUGGGAUGGGCUGGGACGGGGGGAGGACCACGCCCAGGCCCUGCCCCCAGCCCCGCCCUGCUGGGACCAGACCGCCGAGACCCUGCUGAAGGUCCACGAGCGGCUGGAGCAGCUCUGCCAGGCGUACGGCCGGAGCAAGCCCGCCGCCACCCUCCUCCAGGCCCUCAACAAGCCCCUGCUGGGCACCCUGGCCUCCCUGCUGUCGCCCCUCCGCCAGGUGGCCGCGGAGCUGGCCUCGGACUGCCGGCCCACCCUGCAGCUGGUGCUGCCCGCCUACCUGCGCCUGGAGAAGCUCUUCACGGCCAAGGCCAGCGAGCCGGGCCCAGGGGGCAAGCUCUGCCACUGCCUGCUGGAGGCUCUGAAGGAGAACCUCAAAAUGGAGGACGCCCACCAGGCUGCCAUGGUGCUGGACCCCCAGCUCAAGCUGCGGCCCGUCCCGGCCUACCAGCAUGACGACAUCAUCGCCCGCGUGGUGCGGGCGGCGGCCGACAUGGGCGAGGGGGCUGGGGCCGAGGGGGACGGGGAGCCGGGCCCGCCCGCGGGGAAGAGGGGCAGGCUGGGGGACGAGGAGGGCGAGGCCAAGAAGGAGGUGUUCCACUACCUGUCCGAGCCCCUGUUCCAGGCCGUGCCCAACCUGCUGCAGUACUGGCGCUCGGUGACCGAGAGGUACCCCCGCCUGGCCCGCCUGGCUCUCUGGCUGCUGGCCGUGCCCGCCGUGGGGGUGCGCGCGGACCUGGCCACCGCCUGCCAGCAGGCCGUGGCCAUGAGGGGGCAGCAGAGAGUCGGCGCCGACAACAUGAACAAGCUAGUCUUCCUCAAGGCCAACGCGCCCUGAACCGGAACAUAGGCAGCCGCCAGAUGCGCCUCGCGCUUUUACCGAGCUUAGCGCGGAGUCGCCCGCGCUGGCUGGGGAGAGACGGUUACUCACGCUACCGACGUGUCCUCAUAAGGAGCGCCUUCUCCGACCACGUCGCACUUUUAUUUUGUUUUCUGGGAGACUGUUCAAAGGCCACAAUGGCCGAUCUUUACGGGAGCCUUUUGUUAACCAUGCUUCUAAUGUCUGUAGAAGUUGUUAUUUUUUUUGUUGGUAGAGCAUGAUUAGACUAUUAACAGUGAAAAUGGCGAAGCAGCAGAAUGCCAGGACUGCACAAGCCUGGCCUUGACUCUUUAUUUUUUAAAUUAUUUUUUAUUUUCUGUUCUGUCAUUUGACUGUAUAAUUUAUGUCCAAAAAAUGACUUGAAGAUUGUACAUGGCGUACUUUGCUCACAGUGUGACAUGAAAGUUAUGAAUGAUAGUAAUAUUUUUGGAGAUGUUUGUGCACUCUCAAGCUGUGCUUGGCUGUAACCUGGGCACAGCAGUGAUCUUGGUAAUUUUCCGGAUAUUUCUUAAAGCCUACUCUUGGCCGCCAGUCUUGUACAAGACUUCUAAUAAUAGACUUGUAUCUUUUUCUUCAGAUUAGUUUUUAUUUAUUUAUAUUUUUUUCAAGUUUGCCUUUCUUGCUACUUGGUCUUUUUUUUUUUUUAUCGGUCUUUGGUCACCGCAUAAUGUAUUAAAUAUAAAGCUAGCUGUAUAUUACAAUAACAUUACUUUUUUAUUUGUUUAGUGUAGAAAUACACAGUAGCAACUUUUCCAAAGAAACGUGCAGGUGUGGCUAGUCUUAUUUCAUGCCAUAUGUUUAGUCUUGCACUGGAUUGUGUCAUAAUAUACCCUGUUUUUGUUAUUUUCAACACUUAUUUACCGUUUUAUCUUCUUCCGGAGUACCAGUUGGGCAAUCUACUGCCAGCUGCUGCACUGUGGAGUCCUCGAUUAGCCACGCCAGUGAAACGGGUCAUUCUGUAGCUGUCUCAGUUGUGUACGUUGGUCUGCUUUCAACAGCUUAAGCAACGCUCUGGGUUUUUUCUGGUGAAGUGGUGAUUCAGUCUAACCGCAGUGCGCUUUGCCCUUAGUUUAGAGCAAGAGUGGGCAAUUCUGGAGAACCGUGUGUGCAAGUUUUUAUUUCCAUUGAUUACCAUAGCUAAAUGAGCUGAUUGGCUAUCUACACCGACACUCAUGGAGUAGGCCACAGUAAAAUGUUUCAUACAGGGAUAGAAGAACAGGCUGCGCCUAUCAAAAAAUGAAAUGGCGUACAUAUUGGAGCUAAUUGGGUUAUUAAUGUCAGAAGUUGGCAUGACAAGCAGAAACCUCUUGGCUCUGGUUCAGAGGAAUUUGCGUAAACCUGCAGACCAAUUUGAGACCUGCUCAACUAUUUACGAACCCCCACCCCCCCCGAAGAAAAUUACACCCAUUUUGUUUUUCUCUGAAUUUUAUAAUCUUGUCUCGUUAAAUAUGUGCCAUAUUGUUCUUUUAAUCGUUACAUGGAAAUAAUACUCUAUCCAAGGAUGUAUAUCUCAUUUAAACUUUGGGGGAAUGAAUGGAAGUGCAGAGGACGCAGGAAAGGUUGCAUAGGUUUGCCCUAAUGCCGAGGACAAAGCGCACUGCAGUUGAUUUGAAUGCAGGCAAUAGCGCAUUUCAGUUGGUUUGAAUAGUGGGCAAAAACGCAAUCAUUGCGUGUGUGAAUCCAAAGGAAGUGCAUUCUGGGUGAAGUAGUUCAAUACAGCAAUCUUCCAGGCUAAAUGUAGGCUCUUAACGUGCAUAUGAUGUCAUCAGUGGUGAGGGGAUGUAGCCUUUCAAACUGUUUUCUUGGAGUGGUCACCAGGAAUGAGAAAAGGUCACAGGAUCCAACUGUCGAGUAGAGUAGGCUUUCAUUUAUAGAUUUUGGGGACAGGACAGAACAAGUCUUGGAGCCAAAUGGAUAUGUAGGAAGCUUUGGUUAUUUCAGUGAUAUGCAUGCAAAUAAUACAACACAAAUCUGUGGACUACAUGUGAGCUACAAUCUUGACAGAUAUCAAAGGAGACAUUUUGUAGUACGUAGUUGUAAUCUGAAAGUGGCAGGGUGUAAAUAAUUAAAUAACUGCUGUUUUUGAUCCACCAGGGGGAGCAAGUGCUCCAUAAAUGAGCAACUAACUUCCUGUGAAGUCUGAUGACGUCAUACCUCUUUUUAUAAACGGUCUCAGACACAGAGUUCAGUUAAAUACAUGGUUAAUACUGUUAUAGAGGAACGCCGUUUAAACCACAUGAGAAAUUUAUUUUUAUUGCAAGGCUAUAAAUGAUGGAAAUAACACAUGGUUUAAUGGAAGCAAAUUACUAUUCUUGUUUUUUCUUGGGUUCACAUUUGGGGAUUGGGGGUUUAAGUUUGGCGGAGUGCGACAUUACUAUGUACAUAACAAGAAUCAAGAAAAUAAGAACGGUCUUGCUACAUUUUUUUAUUAUUAUAUUCACUAAAGAAGUACAUAUUUCAUUUCAUUAUAUAUGAAUAAAUGUUAGGUUUUUAUUUUAUUUUAUUAUUUCAUGUCAUAUAACAGAAACCUGAAUAACCACAGUGUGUAUGUGUUUAUGUAAAAAAAAUAUUUUUGUUAUUACUUUACUGGACUUGGCAGUGUAUGUAAUUCGUCUAAUCAAUUAGGCCCUAAUUUAUAGAUUUUUUUAGCCAUGAUAUUUUUAUAUAUUGCCGAUAGCGUUGAAGGUCUCGCAGCGCUGUGACAUGCUCAAAAUUGUGUUAGCCACUGUAGGACGUUCUGUGCUAAUAAACCUGGCUCCUAUGAAACGGUU
Messenger RNA from Conger conger (European conger), 5579 nucleotides. Its product is annotated as zinc finger protein 618-like. The coding region runs from base 373 to 2766 and encodes 797 amino acids. The transcript has 13 exons. Gene Ontology annotation, molecular function: protein dimerization activity. Lineage: Eukaryota; Metazoa; Chordata; Actinopteri; Anguilliformes; Congridae. The record is from RefSeq and is a predicted model, not a curated record.